Messenger RNA from Hemiscyllium ocellatum (epaulette shark), 1782 nucleotides. RefSeq names its product mitochondrial elongation factor 1 (gene mief1). Gene Ontology annotation, cellular component: mitochondrial outer membrane. Gene Ontology annotation, biological process: positive regulation of mitochondrial fission; mitochondrion organization. The coding region runs from base 1 to 1389 and encodes 462 amino acids. The transcript is spliced from 4 exons. NCBI's taxonomy places the organism in Eukaryota, Metazoa, Chordata, Chondrichthyes, Orectolobiformes, Hemiscylliidae. The record is from RefSeq and is a predicted model, not a curated record.
AUGGCUGGUGUCGGAGAAGGCAAAAACAAGAAAGGAGACAAUGGGAUUGGAAAUGCCAUUGACUUUGUCCUCUCAAAUGCCAGGCUGGUGCUAGGGGUUGGUGGAGCAGCUAUGUUGGGCAUUGCAACAUUGGCUGUUAAGAGGAUGUAUGACCGGGCAAUCAGUGCCCCGAGCAGCCCCAGCAAAAUGGAUAUGAGAUCUGGGAAGCAAAGCUGGGAGGAGCCCAGCUGGAUUGGGUCAUCGCCACGUUUAUUGACUAGGGAUAUGAAAAUGAAUGUUAGCAGAUCACUUCAGACCCUGCCAACUGGCAGCUUGAGCUUUGAAGCAGGUACUUCCAAAGGCACUGCUUCCAGCAAGAAAACCCAAAUGGACUUGAAGAAAGCUCGACUCUGUUUGUCCAUGCAGGAUAAGCUACUCGUGUAUUAUCGUAAGCACGUUGUCAUUCCAAGUGCAGAAAUGAGCCGAGCCAAGCAGGCUGCUAUGGACAUUUGCACAGAACUACGAAAUUUCAUCCAUGCCAAGUUUCCUGAUAUGCCUCUCCGGGAUAUGUAUCUUAGUGGCAGCCUGUAUGACGAUCUACAGGUGAUCACUGCAGACCAUGUUCAGUUGAUGGUUCCACUGAUCCUGGAAAAAAACCUCUGGGCUGCAAUCCCAGGGGAGGAGACUAUUAUGAAUGUACCUGGAUUCUGGCUGGUCCGCAGGGAAAACAUGGAAUAUUUCCCCCGCGGCAGCAGCUACUGGGACCGCUGCAUUGUCGGCGGUUACCUCUCGCCUAAAGUCGUAAAUGAGACAUUUGACAGAGCCUUAUCAGGGACAAUCAACUGGCCAGCCAUAGGCAGCGUCCUGGACCUUGUCAUUCGACCAGUGGUCCCUUCCGAAAUGCUGACCUUAGAGGUUCAGUACGACACCGGUAAAAAAUUAUUUAUUGAAUUCUUGCCCCUGAUCGUGAUGGAGGAGCAUAUGCUGAUCGCCAAACCGCACCGGGAUGGACGGUAUGAAAACAUGUGGCGGCAAAGCUUCCGAACUGCGGAGACCGUCAAGUUGCGAGCUCUGGAUGAGAGGGAUGGAGGUUGUCGCUGCUGCUGCCUGAAGAUACUGAAAGCCAUCUGCAAAUCCAGCCCUGUUCUCAACAAGUUGACAGCCAGUCAGCUGACAAACGCAAUCCUCCAUGGUUGUGCAAAGGAAUCGGACUGGUCACCAGAUCGUCUAUCUGAUAAAUUUCUGAUGGUUCUCAAAGAGCUCAUAAGCUACUUGGAGCAAGGUUUCUUGCCAUGCAGUUUAGAUACCAAAGUUAAUCUGUUUUUGGAACUUAAAGAAGAAGAAAUUGAUGAGUUGGGAUACAUGUUGUACUGUUCCCUAUCUGAACCAGAAACAUUGUUAAAUACAUGAAUUAAUUUCAUAGUAGGUUCAUAAUUUGAUAUUUAUCAGGGUUCAGUGAAUUACUGAGUUUUGAGUGCAGUUAACCAUUUAAUAACCCUGUUGGCCAGGUGACUCUUCAUUUUGCAUUUCCUAAACUUGUAAUCGUGACCCGAAACAGCAUGAAAGGGGAAGUAAUGAUCUUGUGGAAAGGACUUCCAGUGUUGUUUACUACUUUAAAAAAGGCAAUUAGGCUUGGGCUGAAUGGUAUUUUGUCCUUUUAAUGAACCCAAUGUGAAAUGAAUGUUCACAUUUCCCAUAAUACUGAAAAUGUAAAGAUUUAAAGUAAAUGUCACUUCGAAAGGCUUGAGCAGAAUUUUCAAAAUUGUUGCUGUCAAUAAAGCCAAUUUGACUGAGUUCCAAUAA